This is a messenger RNA of Ooceraea biroi (clonal raider ant), 3765 nucleotides long. Its product is annotated as bestrophin-2. Gene Ontology annotation, molecular function: chloride channel activity. Lineage: Eukaryota; Metazoa; Arthropoda; Insecta; Hymenoptera; Formicidae. The record is from RefSeq and is a predicted model, not a curated record.
CGCGUCCAGCUGCAAUGUUUAAUGUUCCGCUGACUAUGCGACUAGCCGUGCGUCCCAACUCGCUCGCGACGACCAGUUCGCCGUUGACGAGCGCCAAGUGCGCACCCGCGAUAAUGCCUCCUCUCGGUCCCGAAUUGUCGUGGUCCCCGCUUGUUUUCUUUCAUUUCUUCCAUUCACGAUAAGCUUUCGGCGAGACGAGUUCCGGCAGUCCGCUUUACGAUUUCCAGCUCGUCAAGUGAAAUUUUUUCAGUCGCAAUGUGCUUUGACUCCUCGAAGUAGACAUGGUCUGUCCUUAAGAAGCGAUAGAUCACGGACAAAAUUGUAAAAAAUUGACUGUAAAAAAAUUUUUUAUGUAUUAGCAGAAGAAAAUAAGAAAAUAUGUGAACUUGCGACAUAAUUACGAGAUAACAGAAAAAUUCGACAUACUCGACUGAACAUUGUUAAUUUUCUGGAAACUGUGAUGUUCACAAAACUGUGAUUUUAAGUUUAACACACACACACACACAUAUUUAUUAAUUUGAUAUAUCCAAUAUUAAAGGUUUGAAAAAUUCUUCAAUGGAUUCUGUGAUUAAUAAGUGAUAUGAUGUACAUUUAGUGAUACUUCAUGUUAAUUUUACAAGUUGGAGCUAUAUGGAUCACGUGAAAAAAUAAAAUCCAAGGAGACAAUCAAUAUCAUUCAUCAUUAAUAUUAUUUUUGAUAAGUAUAAAUGUUUAUGAAAGAAAGUGUUUCUAAAUAAGAGUAAACAAAACUCCAUUGAAAAAUUGUUAAUAAUGCAAGGAAAUUGUUACGUCAAUCGAUCAUCAUCACUAACGAAGAUUUUCAAUUAACUUUUUAUUAUACACAUAUUUCGAGGCCUAGCCAACUGGCAAAUUCCAUAACCGGAAAGGACAUCAGUUUUUCUAAGUCAACGCGACAACGCGCGGAUGCGGAAACGGUUUUCCCUUCGAUGACGUGAAAUUUGAGUUCUUGGAAGCUUACAAAUUUUUACCGCGAGUUGAAGUGGAUUACUUGGAGGAUCCUAGACCUAUGUCGCUGAAGAUGGCUGAAUAGUGCGGCCGAAACGUUCAACAUAUAAUUAAAGUUCGACGGGCGAAAACUUUUGGAAGUAUGAAUGACAACGUGCUCGCGAGCACGUCGUUCUCGAGAAGAAAUUGGCACGGUGCUCCUGAAUGGAUAAAAGAUGACGGUCUCUUAUCAGUACGAGGUCGCCAGUUCCACCAGCGGUGGAUUCACCAGGCUUCUGUUUAUGUGGCGCGGUUCCCUCUACAAGCUCAUCUACAGGGAACUGGUGCUUUAUCUGUUUUUCUUCGGCACUUUGUCUGCGCUAUAUCGGCACGUUUUCACUGCUACGCAAAAAAAAGAAUUCGAGAAAAUUGUUGUCUACUGCGAUAAAUUAAUCGCAUUGAUUCCGCUGAGUUUCGUGCUCGGGUUUUACGUGUCUUAUGUGGCGCAGAGAUGGUGGAAGCAAUACAAGGCGAUACCGUGGCCCGACAAAGUGAUGCAUCUCGUCGCACUCUACAUCACUGGAAACGACGAGUACAGCCGAAUGCUUCGUAGGGCCCUAAUGCGUUACUUGAAUCUCUCCCUAAUACUCGUCCUACGUUCCAUCAGCUCAGCGGUGAAGAGACGAUUUCCCACUCUCGAUCAUGUGGUUGAAUCCGGCUUCAUGACCGCAUUGGAGCUCGAAUUGUACCAGUCGGUGCCGAGUGUCGAGUUUAACACCUAUUGGAUACCAUGUACGUGGUUCAUUAAUCUUCUCAAGGAGGCACGCAAGAACCACAGACUGCCCGACGCGCAGGGUUUAAAGCUAAUUAUGGAGGAGUUCAACGAAUUUCGAACCAAGUGCGGCCUUUUAUGGAGCUACGAUUGGGUGUCGAUUCCUUUGGUAUACACUCAGGUGGUGACACUCGCCACUUAUAGUUUCUUCGGGGUCGCCCUGAUCGGCCGACAGUGCAUCGACAAUAACGACAAGCAUCUGCAACUGAUGGUAGAUAAAUAUGUACCUAUCUUUACGAUUCUGCAGUUUUUCUUCUUUAUGGGAUUGCUAAAGGUAGCCGAACAACUGAUAAAUCCCUUUGGCGACGACGACGAAGACUUUGAGCUGAACUGGCUGAUCGAUCGUCACACCAAGGUAUCGUAUCUCGGUGUGGACACGCUGCUGAAUCGGUGUCCACCGCUCGUCAAGGAUAUUUUCUACGACGCGGAGAAUGUGAGUUUGCCGUACACGGAAGCAGCCGCAGCGUACAAGAAGGAGACCUAUCGCGGUAGCGUGGCGAACAUGACAGUGCCCGAGGAGAAACAGAUGAUGUUCUUACCCGGCAUUUUGGAGGAAGAGGAGGAGUGCAAGGGUACUCCGACACCUCGCACUUCUACUGCAAGUUUGGGGAAUCCGAAUGACAGCCCUGUGAACGAAAGGCGCCAGAUCAGCGGGUCCCAUCCAACACUUGCGAAGAUGGCUAGCAAUUGUUCCGAAACGGUUGUACAGAUGGAUGGUCAGGAGCACCCGGUCGAAACGGAGCAGCGGCGCAUCAUAGUCGAGGCCGUCAAGAAGUUCUCCUCCCUGGCGAAGGGUUCGAGGUCCCGGGCUGAUUUCCACAAGUCCUUCUUUCCGGUUACAAAGUCGUCUCGACCGGUGCUGCACCCUUGGCCGAGUACGGCCAACAUCUCGCGUCCAGUUCAAUCCUCGAUCCCGAUGCCGGUCCUCGAGGGAGGCUCUGGGAAGGAACGGAAGGACUCGUUCAAGGGCCUGUAUCGCCAAUCCUCCACGGAGGACUCCGAUGGACGACCCAGCGUCUCGUCGCAGGGUGAGAGGCACCAGGAGGGUAUCGUAAACUCGGCGUUCAGCGGCGAGAGACCGGAUGAAGUACCGGAUAUCUACGACUGCGAGGAAGUGGAGGAAGAGGACGAAGAGUCCGAUCCUUCGUACCAGUGUCAAUACGGACAGCGAGACUCUCGCCAUCAGUUGCCAAUCCCAGAGACGAUCGGCAUGCCUGUGAUCGGUGGCGAAGCGAGUCGUCCGAGAUUAAACAGUUAUUCGAGAUAUCUAAUGACCAGAAGAAAUCGAUUGAGUCCACUUCGGCGACACCAGGAGGAGAAAUCGCAAUGGCGAUUGAGAGUACCUGGAAAACCCUUCCGCAGAAGGACCACUGAUAGCAUACCCUCUGUGGAUACGAUUCUGAGCCAGACCAGGAGCUCGCCGAACCUGAGGAACUUGGAGGAACAGGCGAAGGCUACGAGGAGCCUGAAGAUUGAUCACUCUUGCAAGCAGGAAGAUGAUUCCCAGUUGUGAUGAUGUAUCGGUUUUCAGUCGUCUCGGCGUAGGUGGGUCUUUCAAUUUCGCGUGACGACGAAAAUGGAAAAGAAAAAUUCUGUUAGAUUCUGUUGGUUCCUUUCGUGAGUUCUUCAGAGUUCUUUUUCGCGAGAGUUGGACUAUGUUACGUUCCUGUCGUAUUUCUUCCGCGCGUCAUUAGGGAAUGUAUUGUGACGUCCUUUUGUACUUUUACGAAACGAUUCUAGUUUGUUAAAGAUUGAUAGCAUUAAAAAGACUAUAGAAAACCACGUUUUUGCCGAAGCGAUAGCGAUUAUCUGAUAAUAUAUGGAAAUAUUCUUCAUAGUGAUAUAAAACUAUUUUGCCUACAUUUCGCACUGUUAAUAUUUAAGAAAUAUAAGCGUUUAUCUGUACUUAUGUAAAUAUUGUAAAUAUAGUAGAAUAUAUUGUUCUAAUACAUCAUAAACGAUCACAAAUAAAUCAAUCAUUUGAAUAA